AAGAUGAUUAUUUUGCUAUGAAAUCUUUUUGAACCUAUUUAGACUACUUCAAGUGGUAUACAAUCUCUUCUUUUGAAAUUCAUUCUGAAUUAAUUUUUAUUAAAUUUGGGUUCUCAAACAAUUGGUGAUUAUUAAUUCAUAUUUUUUCCCAGAUUCACUGGAACGCUGAGUUUUGUAACUGCCCCCUUUAAACCUAAUCUUAUCCUAAGGUCAUUUUAAAAUGGUUUUCUUCAAAUAAAGAAGGGCUUGAAAGGAUAACUCACUCCACGUUCCCCAUUUCCAAAUAUGCCAUAAAAACAGACUCUUUCUCAUUUAGAGCACUUCGUGUAGCCGAAGGAAAUCUCGCGUUUUUCUUAUUCUGCACACUUUGUGGCUGGAUUUGGAAAUCCAUCUGUUGAAGCGCCACAAUGUGGACUGGGGUACAGUAGCGCGUUCUUGGAUUAUUUUUGGCUUUUCCCUGUGUGUAAAUCAGUCCCAAGGGAAACGAGAGGCAGAGAGCUGAAACGUGAAUCUUCUUCCAUCACCUACUAUACCUUUGUGAGCUCUCAUCACCAUGGGAUCCUGUUUCAGCGCUAGAAAACUGCAAAAUCCAGAAUCAUCAGUUUGUCGUGCGGAGGCCACAUCUAUAGCGAAAGCCAAAACUGUCAAUGAUUUGAGAAGUCCAGGGGAAUGGGAUCUUGUUGUAUAUACGUACGAAGAAAUGAUAGUGGCAACCAAUUCCUUUCAAUCUGUUCUCGGCAGAGGUGGUUUUGGCAUCUUUUAUGAAGGAUUCAUAGGUGAAAAUGGUAGAGUUGCAAUCAAAGAGCGUGAUCUUGAAAGCCAACAGGGCGACGGUGAAUGGCUGACUCCGGUGAGAAACAAAUUUGCAAUAAACUGCUUAAAAGGGGGAGUCGGGCCGUGAUGAAGGUUUUGGUCCACUGGGAGAAUCAGACAGGUGAGGAGGCUACAUGGGAGUAUUCAGACGAGAUGUUGCUGCAAUUUCCAAAGUUCAUUGAGCUCACUUCUUGAGGGCAAAAGGCAGAGGUCAACUACUUGGCGCAGCUCCGACACCCUAACCUCGUGAAGCUAAUUGGAUACUGUUGUGAGGAUGACCAUAGGCUAUUAGUUUAUGAGUACAUGGCCUCCGGCAGCCUUGAGGAACACCUGUUUUCUGAAGUGUGCCCUAUCGUGACAUUAUUGAAAAGAAUGAAGAUUGCAUUGGAUGUUGGGAGGGGGACUUCAAAGCCGCAAACAUUCUAUUGGAUGCGGUUAGUACGUAAUCAUUCUAUCAAUUAGUCAUCUAUGUAGAUGGGCCCUUAAGAGUAGUUGAGCUGUAUUAAUAGUAGUUUAGAUAAAUUUGAUACCUCAGGAUUUGAAUGUCAAGCUUUCUGACUUGGGCUUGCCAAAGAUGGCCCUGUUGGAGAUCAAACUCAUGUCUCAACUGUAGUCAUAGGUGCUUACGGUUAUGCCGCUCUUGAGUACAUCAUGAGUAGUGACCCUUAUACUUGUCCAAAUUGAUCCCCAGAUGAACCCCAAAACUUGUUUUUUGGCCCCCAUCAAACUGGUCCCAUUGAACUCAUUCACACAUUAAUCUCUCUCUAUGUUUUUUUGUCAUAUCUUAAAAGAUGUUCCACUUCUAACUCAUUUAGGGCAUUUAACCACGAGAUGUGAUGCUCAUGGCUUUGGGGUUGUGUUACUUGAGAUGCUAACUAGAAGGAGAGCAUUGGACACAAGAAGGCCUACCGGAGAGCUAAGCCUCAUGGAGUUUGCUCGACCUCGCUUAACUCGCAUCAAUAGGUUCUUCGAGAUAUUAGACCCGAGAAUGGAAGGCCAAUACUCCAAGAAGACAGCAGCACUGGUAGCACACUUGGCCUGCCAAUGUGUCGACCAAAACCCAAAGGCAAGACCUACUGUGAGUGAAGUGGUCUACCAAUUCCUUUCAAUCACAGUAGGUCUUGCCUUUGGGUUUUGGUCGACGCAUCGGCAGGCCAAGUGUGCUACCAGUGCUGCUGUCUUCUUGGAGUAUUGACAUUCCAUUCUCGGGUCUAAUACUCUAAUAUCUCGAAGAGCCUAUUGAUGCGAGUUAAGCGAGGUCGGGCAAACUCCACGAGGCUUAGCUCUCCGGUAGGCCUUCUUGUGUCCAAUGCUCUCCUUCUAGUUAGCAUCUCAAGUAACACAACCCCAAAGCCAUGAACAUCACAUCUCGUGGUUAAAUGCCCUGAAUGAGUUAGAAGUGGAACAUCUUUUAAGAUAUUACAAAAAACCAUAGAGAGAGAUUGAUGUGUGAAUGAGGUCAAUGGAACCAGUUUGAUGGGGGCCAAAAAACAAGUUUUGGGGCUCAUCUGGGGAUUAAUUUGGACAAGUAUAAGGGGCACUACUCAUGAUGUACUCAAGAGCGGCAUAACCGCAAGUACCCUUGACUACAGUUGAGACAUGAAACUAAAAAGAAGAAAGGUUGUCACGGACAGAGAGUAUGAAAAUAUAAUCUUUACUUUGUU
Molecule: messenger RNA, 2477 nt
Organism: Cuscuta campestris
Lineage: Eukaryota; Viridiplantae; Streptophyta; Magnoliopsida; Solanales; Convolvulaceae
Source: the annotation of a GenBank genome assembly